Messenger RNA from Letharia lupina, 2046 nucleotides. RefSeq lists its product as uncharacterized. The transcript has 5 exons. Bases 1 to 2046 code for a protein of 681 amino acids. The record is from RefSeq and is a predicted model, not a curated record. NCBI's taxonomy places the organism in Eukaryota, Fungi, Ascomycota, Lecanoromycetes, Lecanorales, Parmeliaceae.
AUGCCCAUGCCAGGUUAUGUAUUCAAGGAUGGAGGCCCUAUUCCAGACUCCGACCUCAAGCACCCCCAACAUGAGGCCAAUCACACCCCGGGCGCCCAGCCAAACAUGGAACCUACAACGCGUACCUCCACCAUCUCCAGCAGCCCCAACAAUGGCACCGUCGUAAAUACCCCCACAUCAUCGAGUGCUGUCCAGCAGAACCACGAAGCGGGCGAGGUUCGCGAUAUGGGUUGGAAUGACCAUCCGACAAAUGUGCCCUCGCCUCUGGUGGCUAAGCUGCCGAAUGAAGAGCUCUGGACGCUAGUGCGUCGGUUCAAUAAGCAAAUGUAUCAUGUCAAGGCCACGAGUGAUCCCUUGUUGGGCGGCUUGGAUUUAAAUAUUGUGGACGAGGAUGAGUUCAGUCCGGAUAAGCUGAGGAGUAAUGUUGAGAGGCUGUAUAUGACUGUGAUUAUUGGGAUGAUGGGGUUUGGGAAACAUAUCGCACGCUUGAGGAGCUGGAGAGAGCCGAGGAGGACCGCUGGGUUUUGCGCGGCUUACGCCAUUGCUUGGGCUUUCAACUUCCUGAUGCCCUUGUUGUUUACGACUAUAAUUGUCCUCAUCGCAUACCCGCCGUCGCGCCCAUUCUUAUUUCCUCCUGUUCCUAUGGCUUUGGUCAAUUCAAAGACUGGAGGUGUCCAGACUCCUCAAGCUGGCAUGCUAGGCAGUAAGGAUAGCGCCACUGGGGCACCUGAGAAACACAAGGGAGAGGCAGUCGAGCAAGAAGCGCACAAUUUCGUCUCUGGCAUCGGAUCCAUCGCCCUCAGCAGCGCGGCAGGCAAACACGACCAAGGCGAUCCGGACUCAGACCCGUUGAAUGAUUCGGUCCCUGAUCCAACCAACAUUGCCUCAGACGCAGCGGCGGCCAAGCAAAGUGCGCAAGGAAACCAACCGCAGGCUCAUCACGACAAGACGAAGCAGCCGAUGGAGCAGGCGAUGUGGUUGAAGAUGAGGCCGGUUAUGCAUGUCAUUGGUGACGUUGCAGAUGGUUGGGAGAGAUUCGCAAACGCCCUAUCACCCACUCCUCCCUUUCCCCAGGAGACGCCUAGACUCAAGUUAGCCGGCAUCCUAGUUCCGGCUGUCGCUGUUGGGAUGCUCACCACCUCUGCCAUGUUCAUGAAAAUGACCACCGCGGGUAUCGGCUUUGGUUUCUUUGGUGAUCCACUCAUCUGGCGUGGUCUCGAUUUACUGAACAAGACUUUCCCGCACUGGCAGAAGUUGCUUGAGAUCAGAAACACCAUCCUCAAAGGCGUCCCGACAAAUGCCCAGCUCACAAUCACCCUCCUCCGUAUCGGCGAAGCGAACAAAGCUCCCAUUCCCCCACCUCCUCGCUCAGACCAACCUCCAUCCUCCAAGCCCGCUUCCAUAAACGGAGACGAUCUAGCCCUCGAUGCCUCAAACGAAGAAAUUCACGAGGCAAUACACAAAGACGCCGACCAAAAAGCCGCCGAACAGCAAGAUGAGCAUCACGAAGGAGAGAAGAAGAAACACAAACACGGCCAACACAUCCUCGGUUUCUUCAAAGGCACCACUAAAACGGGCGUAGAGGCUAAAUUCGGCAUCGACAAAGCACGCGCUGUCGUUGGCUCUCGGCACGCUAAAGACCACCUCGGCGUCCUCCCCAAAACCGACGACCCCGAACUGUCCGGUCCCGUCGACUUCAAGGGACGCUACAAGGGCAGCAAAGGCUGGAUAUACAUCUCCACCAACGUCGGUAUCCCUACCGUCUCCUUCUCCACCAAGUCCUCCGACGGCACCGGUCUGGAACCCGAAAAGGCAUCGGCGAAGUUCUCGGUGCCGAUCGCGGACAUUAGAGAAUUGAAGAAAGUGGGCGGGUUGGGCUGGAAGGCGAAAAUCGUCGUCGGGUGGGCGACGGGCAAGACGGUGGCGGAUGGGCUGGAGGUUGUGGACAAGAGGGGGGAAACGCACAAGGUUACGGCGGUACGGCUGAGGGAGGAGCUGUUCAAUCGGCUGGUGGCUAUGGGCGGGCAGAAGUGGGAGAGCUGGUGA